CUUCGUGCCUUUGCUUUGGCGGGAUCAUGGAGAGAUAUACAUAAGUCGCGCUUCUGAGCUGGCGUUGUGGCUCAGCACGAAGCCGACUCCUCUACAUCUGCCAACGAUUCCCUGUUUCUUUAUCUUAUUAUACCCCUCAGGACAAUUGCCACCAUCUCCAGCACUACCUUGAGUCACAGAAAAAGGACAACAUCCUUGAGACUUUUCACUGAGAAAAACACACUCCACCACCCUGCUGGCGCAGCCACAUCACUGUCCAAGAUGGCCGCAACAGAAAGCUACCACGUCAUUGUUGUCGGCGCGGGAUGGUACGGCUUGGCCGCCGCCAAAUCAUACCUGGCAGCGCACCCCGACCACCGGGUCCUUGUGAUCGAGGCGGAGCGGACGGUGGGCGGUACCUGGUCUGAGGACCGCCUGUACCCGGGCCUCAAGUCGAACAACCUAUGGGGCUCGUACGAGUAUCCCGAUUUCCCCAUGUCUCAGGAGGUGUACGGCGUCGGGUACGGGCAGCACAUCCCCGCGGCGGUCCUCCACCGGUACCUCACAGACUUUGCCAAGAAGUUUGGCGUCUUCGAGCGCAUACAAUUCCAGACGAAAGUCACUGCCAUUGAGGCGGUGGAGGCCACCGGCGCAUGGCGGGUACACACGACGAGCGUCAAGCCGGGCAGCCAGGGCGAGACGGCAGUAUUUGACACGGAGAAGCUGAUUGUCGCAUCCGGACUGACGUCAGAGCCCAACCUCCCGCGGUACAACGGCCAGGAGACGUUCACGUCCGAGUUUUUCCACGCCAAGGACUUCUGCCGCAAGGCCGACGUGGUACAGACGGCCAAGACGGCGGUCGUCGUCGGGGGCGGCAAGUCUGCUCUGGACUGCGCGUACGCGCUGGCCGUGGAGGGCGGCGCAACGGUGCACCUCAUCAUCCGGCCCAAGGGCGACGGCCCGCUGUGGCUCGCGCCGGCGUUUGUGACGCCGCUGAAGCGCAUGAUGGAGGAGCUGCUGGCGACGCGGCUGCUGACGUGGUUCAGCCCGACUAUCUUUGGCGGCGAGGACGGGUACGGCGGCAUCCGCAACUUCCUCCACGGCACGCGGCUGGGCAACUGGCUCGUCAAGGGCUUCUGGGGCGUGCUCAAGGCCGACGUGCUCGGUGCGCAUGGCUACGCCAAGCACGUCGAGGUCGGCAAGCUCACGCCCUGGCAGAGCCCGAUGUGGACGGGCUCGGGCGUGGGCAUCCACAACUACGACUCGAACUUUUUCGACCUCGUCCGCGAGGGCAAAGUGCUCAUCCACGUCGCCGACAUUGAGCGCCUGAGCGGCAAGAGCGUCUACAUAUCCACGCGGGGACCCAAGGAGCCCAUCGAGGACGUUGACGUCGUCAUCUGCGCGACGGGGUGGAAGAAGGACGCGGCCGUGGCGAUCCGCAAUUUUGACGUCGGGCUCGCCGCACAGGACGCCGAGCGGGAGAAGCUCAUAGCCGAGGCGGACGCCGCGGUCCUCAGGGAAUUCCCCAUGCUCAAGGACCAGCCAAAGCUCACCUACUCGCGCAACUCGGCACCAGCAGAGCCCACUCCCAACAACAACAACACCAACACCAACACCAAGGGCGCGGGGGCCAAGUCGGAGCCCCUGCGCAACUACCGCUACAUUGUGCCGACCCAGGGCUUCUUCGGGCGCAGCUUCGCGUACGCGGGCAUGGUCUCGACCGUCACCACCUCCAUCUUCGCGUCCGUCCAGGCGCUCUGGAUCACGGCCUACUUUGACGGCAAGCUCUCCCGGUGCCCCGCCACCGAGGACGAGGUUGUGCGCGAGGUCCUCCUGCACACCCAGUGGAACAAGUGGCGCUACCCGUGCGGCUACGGCUCCAGCCUGCCCGACUUUGCGUUCGACUCGAUCCCCUAUGUCGACCUGCUGGUGCGGGACCUGGGGCUGGACAACCACCGCGGCAAGUCGACAGUCGCGGACGUGUUCAAGCCGUACAAGCCAAAGGAUUAUGCGGGCUUGGACCAGGAGUGGCUAGCUUCGCAGCAGGGUAGGAAGGCACAGGCACAGGUGAAUGGCAAGGUGUAGAUGAUAUGAUCUGGGCGACUUCUUGUUGGAGAGACUGGCGUUGAUAUCGGGGGACGAUGGGCUAUAUCCGUGGUUGACGGGUCUUGUGAUGGGCAGAAAUGUGGUUUCAAUCACGGGGACGGUACGAUUGCGCGGCGGUUGUCCCGGAAAACCAACUGUUUCAAAGUAUAGGGGAUGGAGAUUGUCUUCCUCUUUGAGCUACACAGCAUGUGUAGGCACCGUCAAGCAAUGCACAGUGAGAGCUAAGCCAAAUCCUUCGGUCUUCGCCUAGAUUCAGCGUAGACCAUGCCUGAGC
Molecule: messenger RNA, 2359 nt
Organism: Microdochium trichocladiopsis
Lineage: Eukaryota; Fungi; Ascomycota; Sordariomycetes; Xylariales; Microdochiaceae
Product: putative dimethylaniline monooxygenase
Exons: 2
Coding region: 262-2064 (600 amino acids)
Molecular function (GO): flavin adenine dinucleotide binding; N,N-dimethylaniline monooxygenase activity; NADP binding
Source: RefSeq, a predicted model, not a curated record